UUCAGUUUUUAGCAGAAAACAACUAACUCUCUUCAGCUCUCUUGAAGUUGCAUUGAUAUCAAGCAAUCAUGGAGAGUACCGGGAUUGCUUGCUGCGCCCGUGGAGCGAUCCUGCCUAAUCUCACUUCCCAGCAGUAUCAUCCCACCGCACUCGCCUCCCCACGUGCUGGCUCUACGUCGUUUAUUAGCCCCAAGAGUUUGAAAGCGAGCUCGCUGUUUGGAGAGUCGUUGCGUAUUGCUCCAAGAUCGUCGUACAAGUCUUCAAAGGCGCCCAAGAGUUCUUCACUUGUAACUAAGUGCGAGAUUGGCGACAGCCUGGAGGAAUUUCUUACGAAAUCAACCACGGAUAAGGGACUGAUUAGCCUUAUGAUAAGCAUGGGAGAGGCACUGCGAACCAUCGCCUUCAAAGUGAGAACGGCUUCUUGUGGAGGAACAGCUUGCGUUAACUCUUUCGGGGACGAGCAACUUGCAGUCGAUCUACUUGCUAACAAGCUUUUAUUUGAGGCCUUGCAAUAUUCUCAUGUCUGCAAAUACGCUUGCUCCGAGGAGGUCCCUGAGCUGCAAGAUAUGGGAGGACCAGCGGACGGAGGGUUCAGUGUUGCAUUUGAUCCGCUUGACGGUUCCAGCAUUGUCGACACAAACUUCACCGUGGGAACGAUCUUUGGAGUAUGGCCUGGAGACAAGCUUACCGGGGUGACUGGAGCUGAUCAAGUUGCUGCUGCCAUGGGAAUUUUCGGACCUCGAACGACGUAUGUUCUUGCGCUCAAGGAUAUUCCUGGAACGCAUGAAUUCCUACUACUAGAUGAAGGAAAAUGGCAGCAUGUCAAAGACACUACAUCAAUUGGAGAAGGAAAAAUGUUUUCCCCUGGAAAUUUGAGGGCUACCACAGACAACCCUGAGUAUGCCAAGUUGAUAGACUACUAUGUCCGCGAGAAGUACACCUUGCGAUACACCGGAGGAAUGGUGCCUGAUGUUAACCAGAUCAUUGUGAAGGAGAAAGGAAUAUUCACAAAUGUGGCAUCACCAUCUGCCAAAGCCAAGCUAAGGCUGCUAUUCGAAGUGGCUCCUUUGGGGUUCUUGAUCGAGAAAGCAGGCGGAUUCAGCAGCGAUGGGGAACGGUCCGUGCUGGACAAAGUGAUCAAGAAUUUAGACGAGAGGACUCAAGUGGCUUACGGGUCGAAGAACGAGAUUAUCCGAUUCGAAGAAACACUGUAUGGAUCCUCCAGGCUCAAGGUUGCUCAACCAGUUGGAGCUGCUGCUUGAGCUUAAUGUUGAUGGGGUAUUUUUCUUGUUUUGCAGAACACAUUGUUUGUGUGAAGUUGAUUAUAGAUGCAAGAGAAUUUAUUUCAUCUUGUGGGAUUUUUCAGAGGGUGUUUAGUUAAGUUUAUUUAUAAAAUGUUAUAAACUCAUACAUCAUAUAAGAUGUUUUUAACAUGGUCUAAAGUAUUAGCCGAUAUUCAACAUA
Sesamum indicum (sesame) is the source of this 1464-nucleotide messenger RNA. RefSeq names its product sedoheptulose-1,7-bisphosphatase, chloroplastic. Gene Ontology annotation, biological process: gluconeogenesis; fructose 6-phosphate metabolic process; fructose 1,6-bisphosphate metabolic process. Gene Ontology annotation, molecular function: fructose 1,6-bisphosphate 1-phosphatase activity. Lineage: Eukaryota; Viridiplantae; Streptophyta; Magnoliopsida; Lamiales; Pedaliaceae. The record is from RefSeq and is a predicted model, not a curated record. Gene Ontology annotation, cellular component: cytoplasm.